Messenger RNA from Falco peregrinus (peregrine falcon), 8587 nucleotides. It is a transcript of the gene CAMKK1, whose product is annotated as calcium/calmodulin dependent protein kinase kinase 1. Gene Ontology annotation, molecular function: protein kinase activity; ATP binding. Bases 236 to 1897 code for a protein of 553 amino acids. The record is from RefSeq and is a predicted model, not a curated record. Gene Ontology annotation, biological process: protein phosphorylation; CAMKK-AMPK signaling cascade; activation of protein kinase activity. Lineage: Eukaryota; Metazoa; Chordata; Aves; Falconiformes; Falconidae. The transcript has 17 exons.
GCCCUGUGCGACGAAAAGAGGCUUUGCUGCUCUGAUUAACAGCACUGGCAAGAACAUUAACUCACUUUUCUUUGGAAAUGAAAAGCACCUCUCCAGGAGAGUUUAAAGGAUUAGGCACCAGCUGGAAUAUUAAGCUACUUCAUGGAGAGACUCCUUUGUGCCACAUGCUGUCUGUGAGCGCUAGUGUCACAGCUAUCUGCAGUGCCAUCUGAGACCAUACGAGCUGGCCGCAGCGAUGGGGGACUCUGCAAUGAAUGCCGUGGAUGGAGGCAGAGAGACGUGCUGCAAAGACACGCAGACGGAACUGGCAGAGCGGGUAGCAGCCAUCGAUGUGGCUGUUGGCCCAGACAGAAGUGGCCGAAAUGGUGAAGACCCCAGGGAAGAAAACGACACGGUCUUUUCUGAUAACAUAAAAGACAUCCAAAGAAAUGGAGUCAACAGUGAUGUGGGAGUGAAUGAAUUUCUGCCUUCCCAACAGUCAGAAGAUGCUCACUGGAGACACGUUCCCAAGAGACCUCUCACUAGACCAGUCCUUUCAAGUAGGAAGUUGUCUCUUCAGGAGAGAUCAUCAGGAGGUUAUUUGGCUUCUACCAACGCUCCAGGUUGUGGUCUUUAUGCCACAGGGCCAUCGCCACGUAUAAUGAGGAGACCAACGAUAGAAUCCAAUCGGGUCUCCAUAUCAGAUUCUGAGGACUGCGUGCAAUUAAACCAGUACAAGCUGCAGAGCGAAAUAGGCAAGGGUUCCUAUGGUGUUGUGAAACUGGCCUACAAUGAGAACGAUGACAAGUAUUACGCUAUGAAAGUCCUCUCCAAAAAGAAGCUCUUGAAGCAGUAUGGAUUUCCACGUCGUCCUCCUCCCAGAGGGUCGAAAGCAUCCUCCGGAGAGCAGCCAAAGCCCAUGGCACCGCUGGACAGGGUCUAUCAGGAAAUAGCCAUCUUAAAGAAACUGGACCAUGUCAACAUUGUUAAGCUGAUAGAGGUCCUUGACGAUCCUGCAGAGGACAACUUGUACAUGGUGUUUGACCUCCUGAGGAAAGGCCCUGUCAUGGAGGUACCGAGUGACCAGCCCUUCAGUGAGGAGCAGGCUCGGCUCUACUUCCGAGACAUCGUCUUGGGCAUCGAGUACUUGCACUACCAGAAGAUCAUUCACCGGGACAUCAAGCCUUCCAACUUGCUCUUAGGAGAUGACGGGCACGUCAAAAUCGCUGAUUUUGGAGUCAGCAAUCAAUUUGAAGGGAACGAUGCCCAGCUUUCCAGCACGGCAGGGACACCAGCCUUCAUGGCACCAGAGGCCAUUUCAGACACUGGCAAAAGUUUCAGUGGAAAGGCACUUGACGUAUGGGCCAUGGGAAUUACGCUGUACUGCUUUGUUUACGGGAAGUGCCCUUUUAUAGAUGAAUAUAUUCUGGGUCUUCAUAACAGGAUCAAGAACAAGCCUGUAGAGUUCCCAGAAGAAACACAGAUAAGUGACGAGCUCAAGGAGCUGAUCCUACGCAUGCUGGAUAAAAAUCCAGAAACAAGGAUAACUGUCCCCAGAAUUAAGGUGCAUCCGUGGCUGACCAGGGGCGGCCAGGAGCCUCUCCCACUGGAGGAGGAGCACUGUACCGUGGUGGAGGUGACAGAGGAGGAGGUGAAGAACUCGGUGAAGACAAUCCCGAGCUUGCCAGCUGUGAUCCUAGUGAAGGCCAUGCUAAGGAAACGCUCCUUUGGAAAUCCAUUCGAGGUUCAGGCGAGGCGGGAGGAGAGAUCCAUGUCUGCUCCAGGGAACUUGCUGAUGGACAGGCUCCUCUUAAACCCAUCUCUGUAUUUGCAUCCGUCUUUAAGAAAACAAGGGAGCAGAGAAGGCAGCAGGGACCCGGAGCUGCCCGACGUGUGUGAAGAUGAAGCUACAUCCUGAAGCUGCCUGGCUGUGCAGGCUGGUCACUCACGUGCUGCUGCUGUUGUAUCCAUCAUGGUGUUGUCUAGCACCCAUCUGCCCUCAUCACCAAGUCUGGGGCCUGCAAAGCAAAUAAAAAAAAAAAAUUAAAAAAAAAAACCACCACAACCCAAAAACGGACCAACCCAGAAAACCAGAAAGGAGGAACAGAGCAGCAAUAAGGAAAAGAGGAGCCCUCGGGCAGCAUGGCUGGCAGGGGGCUGGCUCGGCCUCGUGGGCGGCUGCGUUCUUCAUGCAAGGUGUCCGUGCGCUCCUCCGUGUGUGCCUUGCUCUCCACUUGCGCUUCACGUGUGGGCUUUGUAGUUGGGUGUCUUGGCCGAUGAAUGCGGUUUUAUUUGUAACGCGAGGAACCAAACGUCUCACGGGUCGGUCGCCCUGGAGACUUUUUUUUUCCUUUGCUUUUUUGCAUUCUCUAUUUUAAGCAUCAGGAAAAAAAAUCAUUACAUCAGAGUCAGGUUUUAUAUCAGAGGGUAACUGUUUUAUUUAAUGCACGGGUAAAGCACUUCUGUAUAUCCGGACACGGUCCUGCUCCUGUUGGAGCUGAUGGCAGAAUUUCUAUGGAUGGUCCUGCUCCUGCAGAAUUUCUAUGGAUAUCAGUUAAAGGAGGAUGAAAUCUUGCUGUUGGAGCAAAUGCUGUCACUCUCUAUGCCUUUCCUUCUCUUUUUUUCCCUUCUCUUCUUACCCCUCAGUUCUUGCACAGUGUAAAUCCUGCCAGCGUCGGUGGCUUUAGUCAGGGCAGCGUCAUCAAACAGAAUCACUCGAUAUUCCCAGUAACGUGCAAUGAGCCUUGGAAGGUCACAGAGACCUGGUGCACUGGGAUGUGCUGUGGCGUGGAAGGGCUUAGUGCACCCAGGGCAUCUGCUAGCCAGGCAUGCUCUUCCCGAGGGGCUGGGGCUGCCCUCCAUCCCCUGCGCCCAGCCCUGUGCGCACGGACCUUGUCCUCAAAGCUGAAAAGAAGUAGCAGCUUUGGGGUUUAUUUUCCUGAAGGAUGAUUUCCUUCCCCUCACUCAUCUCUCAGCUCCUUUUAAAUUACGUACCUGGUGCUCGUCAGCUUUAAUUUCCUGAUAAGUGACCCAAACUGGGAGAGCUCCCUGGCAUGCCAAAUGUUGGUAAAGGGUUUUUAGACUAAGGGAAGUGACAGAACACAAAUGAGAUCAAGACUUGAUCUUUUGGGUUUUUAAGGCUUUAAUUUUUAAUUUUAUUUUAAGACUGUCAUUUUGAUGCACGUGCUGAUGCUGCUAUUUUAUCCAUAGUUUGCUUCUAAACUUGGGAUUAGAAGCUUCAUCUCUACAGUUUGAUAACAGGUGAGAACUUGCACUUAAAAGGGCAAAGGCAGCUUUUUCAGUGGCUGUUGACUAUAAGGAAUUUCACUCCUACACUCAGAGUAAAAACCAGUAAUACCAAUCCAUCAAAAUAUCCGUUAGCAUUUUCCCUUGAGCUUUAGGGGGUUUGAGCAUGCCCCUGGGAAGCUCAUGGGAUUGGACUCUUAUUUUAUAGUACUUAAAUAAAGGACACGACGAAAUUUGGUUCCUACUUCAUCAUAGUGUCUUUUUUCAGGUUAAUCCUGAGGGUUUGGGACUUUUUUCCGGGACUUUUUUCCCUAAUUUUUUGUGCCGGGGGAUACGUGCACGAGGGUUGUUGGUAGCGGCUGGUGUACUGGUGUUGCUGUUCUGUUCACUGCAGCCGUUGGGUGGUUUGCAGUGUUUCUGUACCAGUGCUACCAGUGCCUGUCCCCAGCCUGCCACCUCGCCUCGCUCAUCUUCAGCCACCUCGGUGGUAUGACCAGAAGCAGUCACCAGCCAGAGCUCUGCCCCACAUCUCACCUGUAAAUAUUGGCAAAUGGGGAAAUAAUAUCGCAGCGAGUGUGUUUUGUCAAGGGGAUCUUUUGAUUUUUAAAGCAGGCAAAAGUGUUGGAUCCUGUAAAGGUUACUGCUCAGGGCCUGCGCUCUGCAUUGCUUGCAGCCGGGUGGCAAAUCCUGCCUGCAUUUGUGUGGCUGCAAUGGCUGUGCGCUCAGCAUCCUCCGCGGGCCCGUGGCUCUGCUCCGGCUGCGUGCCAUGAUGCAUCCCGCGGGCUGGCGCUUGCAUCCCGCUGCCUUGUGAUGAAGAUGUAAGCACCCAGAGGAAGGGAUGGAAGAUGGUGAUGAGGACUUGGCAAGCCUGAGAGCGCAGGGGGGGCUCUGCAAAUGUGGGAGGGGGGACUGGCCAGGAGGAGCCAUUGCCUGCGGAGGGGUUGGUCUCUGGAUGCAAAGUGGUGUGUGCUGGGGACAAAGCGCUGGGAUUGCCACCAGGUCCUGCUGCACGCCAGGGGCUGAGCUGAGCAGCCCCAGGGAAGUGGUGGGAGCAAACUGGUUUGUGGAAAAAUGGACCUUCUCCAGCGGGUGUCCUGGGGGCUGGGGCUCGGGCUGGCUGUGGCAAGGACAGGCUGCUGGCAGUGGGAGGAAGGCUGUGGUGCUGGGUGAGUGCCCAGCCUGCGUGGGGAAGUGACCUUGGGUCAAGGGCAUGUCUCGGGAAGUUGCCUUACCCCUGGGAGAAAAGGCAGUACCUGUAGUCCUUAUCCCCAUGGGACUUCUGAGGUCUAAGCAAUACUGGAGUCGUGCUCAAAGAGCUCUAAGACUGCAAACAUGGGGAUAUUUAUUGUAUUUUUAAUAUAUGGUAAGAAUAAUUUGCUAAUUCAGUCAGUGUUUGUGGUUAUUCUCAUGAUGCCCAAGAGGCUGGGAGAUAGGGGGGCAAGGCUGCUGGAAGGCUGUUCUCAGCCUCAAUUAAUGCAACCAGUUUAAUUAUAAUUUACUGGUUAUGUCAUGCUUCUGUAGUGGUAGCUGAAAUGUCAUUUCAGUUUUGGAGAGAAUGGGUAUUUUUUAUGAUUAUCCCCAAAUUGGUUUUGAAACAGUUGCCCUUUCGGCUGAAAGAAAUAAUUCUGGAGCUGUUCCCAGAGGUCCAGGGAGCGACCAGGGCUGCACAGCUGAGCUGGUGUCACACCUUGGUCCCCAGCCAGCCCGCCAGCCUCUGGGGUCAAUCCUUUACCUCCCAAACUCCUCUGUAUUGCAUUGCGGAUGGCAGCCUGAAACCUUGCCUGAAAUGAAAUGAGGAAGGUGCAGCAGCAGCAAGAGAAACGCUCGGAUUUAUCCAAAGGCUUGGUAAGGCGACUGUAAAAACACGCAUCUUGCUUAACUGCAAUGAAAUUUUUAUGUACGCGCACGUUAGGGCAACUGGGAGCAACUCUGUUUUGCUCUGAAGAAUGGAAGAGGCUAAAGAGAUGGUAUUUAUUUGAAAAUAAACAUCUUUGGCAAGCCAGUCCUUUUAUCUGUCGAGGAAAGUCAUUCUUUUUAGCUGGAUGGCUAAAUACUUGUGAACGUGGGGACGGGGUCUGGCAUGGCAGGGCAAAUCUGAGCUGGCAUGGGCACGCACUGAUACUUCUCUGCAUACCCUGCAUUUUUGCCCUCCAAAUCCUUGCUUGCCCCUGUUAUUCCUGGAGUACCAGCAUCCCACAAAAAGAGGUACUGGGAUGCUCUGCAGUGUGUCAGCGGGGUCUGUCGUGGGGAGGGCUCCUCUUUCCCCCCGUGCGAUGGCAGGCUCGGCUCUGGUCAGCUUUGGUGGGCUUUCCCAGCUUGGGGAUGGCCUGGAGCGAGAGGCCCGGAAAGAAAUUUCUCUUUUGGGGACAUGGCAUACCCUUUUGGUCUCCAGGAUGUCGAUUUCUUUGUCUUGUUCAGUUCAGUUCAGGAGGUAGUGCUACGUAAAAAUCCUGGUUUAGUGUCUCCUGUCUGGCACGGAGGGAUGCUGCAGUGAUAUCUUUAACCCUUUGGGCAGGAAUGUGUCACUGUGAAUGUCACACGUUGCAAAGAAAUGAGCUUUUCAGCGUUUUAAUGAUGCAUUGCAGCAUGUGAACACGUGCACAGAUCACCACUCACGGUGUUUAUACCUCAGCUCCCCAGCCGUGCCCAUGUAGGGGCUACGUGCGUUUCCCAGUGGUGUAGCCUCCAGACACGGCAGUGUGGGCAGACGUGGUGCAGUUGUGUGAUGUGGCCCCGGAGCGGGAGCAGGUCCCUGGAGCGGGUGUGUGGAACCGAGAGGGUAUUUGCAGCGAGCCUGUGGCCGGGGGUCCGUGCUGCGAGGGGCAGAAGGAAUCCCUGGGAGCUUUGGCUGCAGCGCCGUCGCUCCAGCCCGAUCCAUGUAGGAGCCUCUUCUCGCAGGAGAAGCUAAACCACCUGCAGCAGUCAGUGCGACCGCGCCGUGAAUAUUUUUUUAAUUUUUUUCAGUGCCUUGAGACACAAGAAGCAAGCUGCUCAGCAAAAAAAUGGGCUUUCUGAAAGGUCAAGUGGCACAUGUCUGUGACAUGCUUGUCAGCCUUCGGAGGGUGGGUAACUCAGGCGUGUCCUUUGCCAGUCACGGUGGCAUCAGUUGCUCUCUUGUUUGUGUCACAUCUGGGGCCAACAUCUCCUGCCCGGGUGGUGGCUCACUUUUUGCAUCUUGCAGGUUGCAGAUUUGAGAAAUUGUUGCGUUUCGGAGCCAAAGGCGCACGUGGAGAUGCGUGCCGAGGUCACUGCAGGUUUGCAGGCACAGGGGGCUGCAGCCUGCCGCGGGUACCAGCACGGGCUGCUGCCCUUCCCUGCUGCAGAGAGAUGCUGGGGGGCUGGAGAUGGGAAAUGGGGUGGCUUUGGGUAUCUCCUCCUUGCAUGUCCCCUGUGAUACACCAUGGGGGGGACACCUGGUAAGUGCAUGUCUGGCGAGCCCAGCAUGCUCCUGCCACUGUGCCCCAUUCUGUGCCUGCCCCGUCCGCUUUGGCAGGUCUCCAUCUCCCCUGCUCCGUGCCAGAAUUUGGCCCCUGAGCCAAGCAACAGAGUGCAAAACCCACGGAGGCUAAAUACAGCCCCGGCUCCUUGCAGCGCAGUGUUGCUAACCCAAGCUGUGUUGUUUUGGGGGUCCUAGGGAGAGUGGUUUGACAAACGCUGCCCUGGAAAACAUUCCCAGGGAAUAAAACAGGGAAGGUGGGAGCAGCCAGGGGUUGGCCAUGGGAAGGCUGGUCUUGUGUAUGGCUGCAUCCGAAGGGAGCCCAGCGGGGGGACAGCGUAGCUGUUCCCUGCAAAACAAAUUGCAACUCCAUGAAAUGACUCCCUGGAUGGGGUUUAAUUCCUUCUUUAUCGCCAGACUUGCAAGGGGAGCUGGUGGGAGGAAUUUUGUGUUCCUUCAUCACAGCUCGAUGUCCUGAAGCCGUUGGCAGCCCUGAGGCAGGGGCUGAAGGAGGUUUUUCCCCAUCUCUGUGGUGGGUGGCCAGGAGAGCUCCUUCGCUCCCUCUGGCUCAGCGCUGUCCUUCUUGUAUCUUCUCCAAGAAAACCAGGAGAUUUGUCCUGCCAGCCCAGGGGCUUGGUCCCAGCCCCUUGGAGACCCAGGCUCUCUCUAAGGGUCCCACCUGCCCUUGCUGGUGCUCAGAGCCCCUUGUCCCCCACCAGCUGCAGCGAGGAACAGCCCUUAGCUGGUGCUUUGGGCUCUCUUCCACCGAGCAGCGCAGUCGGGUACAUGAGAAGCUAUGGCAUGAUUUCAAGUGAUGCUUUGAUGGUGCAGCUAGUGCAGGAGAUUCAGAACAAACGCGGCAAGGACUGUUGUUGUCUCUCUGGUGGUGUCUCUGGGCAGACUGGCUGAGCGAGCUAAAAGGGUCAUUGGUGGUCCUGGACAGCUUUAUCAGUGAUUUCCAGACGUAGAGCCCACGUCUGCUGUGUUUUGCUAGGUGCUCAGUAUCGGUGUUCUGUUCUGCUGCAAUAAAAGAAGGUCCGUCUCUGGGAUGGGCGAUGUGACCUUUGUGUGGGAUGGGGACAGCGGGAAAGGCAGGCUCCGUUCUGCCCCGAGAGGAUGGGGAUCUCACUAAGUGUGACAACAUUUGCAAAGGAGGAAGGACAGUGCUGGGGGUCCUGCUGAGAGCUUGGGCACCUUGGGUACCUUGGGUGUCCAGCAGGAUUACUGGAGCCUGGAAGGCAGAUUGUUGUUUUCUGUGUGUGUAUAUAACUUAGCUUAGGUACCAAACUUUGCUCUACCAGGGCACACUCUCAGUGGUGUUUGCUGAGCACAGCACUGAAAGGGAUUUCUUUUCUGGCCCAGAGCCUCCCACAGCAGGCCAUACUUGGACCAGGUUCCUCCCAGCCUGAAUUAACCUGGAUUAUCCCAUGACCCUGUUGCUCUGAACGCAGCCUUUCAUGGGACGAGGGAAGGAAAGGAUCUUGAGAGUUAGUUGCUGCCUGUCACCUUUCCUUCCUGAAGCAAAGCCAUGUAUGCUCAGGGUCGCUGCUAGCGGACACCCAGGCCCCAGGCAGUGACCACAAGCCAUCAGUCAAAGCAUUCCAAAAAAACUGUGUAAAUUCAAGAAAGAGUAAAUUGCAACUUUUGAGGAUAUAAUUGGGAUCCUCUGUGCCGUAAUUUUGCUGCUGUCUUUGAUUUACAGGCCUGUUCUGUUAGGAUUUAAGUCUCUCAUUAUACUUGAUGUUAAAUAUAUGACUCUGUAUGUACUCUGCUAUAAUUCAAGCAUGACGUAUAUGCACUCAGUACUGUAAUGGCACGUGGCUGUUACACUGUAAAUAUGUACCAUGAAUAGAGAGGCUUAUUUUUUGCAUGCUUUUGUACUCUAGAACUGAAGAGAAAAUGACAAUAAAGUCCACAGAGAUGACA